Ascoidea rubescens DSM 1968 is the source of this 971-nucleotide messenger RNA. RefSeq names its product proliferating cell nuclear antigen (gene POL30). Bases 73 to 846 code for a protein of 257 amino acids. Gene Ontology annotation, biological process: regulation of DNA replication; leading strand elongation; translesion synthesis. The transcript has a single exon. Gene Ontology annotation, cellular component: PCNA complex. Gene Ontology annotation, molecular function: DNA polymerase processivity factor activity; DNA binding. Lineage: Eukaryota; Fungi; Ascomycota; Saccharomycetes; Ascoideales; Ascoideaceae. The record is from RefSeq and is a predicted model, not a curated record.
GUUUUUUCAAUGUUCUCUGUUUCUCACUCUAUCCAUUCUAUUCUCCUCUUAUUAUAUUAAAUCUAAAUAACAAUGCUUGAAGGUAAAUUCGAAGAAGCCUCUCUCUUAAAAAAAGUCGUAGAGUCCAUAAAGGAUUCGGUUCAAUUGUGUAACUUUGUUUGUUCAGAACAUGGAAUCACUGUCCAGGCUGUCGACGACUCUCGUGUUUUGUUGGUUUCUUUGUUGAUUGGUAACGAGGUCUUUUCAGACUACAGAUGCGACAGAAACAUCACUUUGGGUGUUGAUUUGAAAUCCUUUGCUAAGAUCAUUCGUUGUGGUGGUAACGACGAUUAUCUAACUUUAAUAGCUGAAGAUUCUCCCGAUAGUGUUACAUUAGUAUUCGAAGAUAAAAACAGUGAUCGAAUUUCAGAAUACUCAUUAAAAUUGAUGGAAAUUGAUAAUGAAUUUUUGAAAAUUGACGAUAUGGACUAUGAUUCAGUCAUCAAAAUGCCUUCAAUUGAUUUUCAAAAAAUUUGCAGAGAUUUAAGUACUUUAUCAGAAUCCCUACAAAUCUUAAUAACAAAAGACAGUAUUAAAUUUAUGGCUGAAGGUGAAACAGGUAAUGGCAGUGUUAUCUUAAAACCUCGUACUGAUAUAGACAAACCUGAACAAAGUAUCACUGUCAAAUUAAAUAAUGCUGUCAAUUCAACUUUUGGUUUAAAAUAUAUAGCUGAUAUUGUCAAAGGUACUUCAUUGUCAAAUCAAAUUGUUAUCAAAAUAUCAAACAGGACUCCUGCUUUAUUUGAAUAUAAAUUGCAAAGUGGUUACUUGCGUUUCUAUUUGGCUCCCAAAUUUGAGGACGAAUAAAUUAAAUAAUCAUUAAAUAAUCAUUAAAUAAUCAUAGUCAUUAUAUAGUUUUAAUAUAUCUAAAAAAUUGAAAAAUUGAAAAUUGAAAAUGUGUCAAACUGAAAAACUGAAAAACUGAAAAACCG